GUCCAUCAUCAACGGCCAAUCGUCCAUCUGACGCCUAUACAGCGACAUCUCGUCUAUCCAUCAACCAUCGUACAUAUACGGUUUACAAUAAAUGAACGACGCAGGAUUACUCCAAAAAAAACACUCAUUUGACGCACGGUGAACUUGUGUCUGCCAUAUAAAUCCGUCCCUUCGCCGCCUUUUUUUCCUUUCGUCUGAAACCCUAAACGCUAGCCCUAGUCUCCGAGCGUUGGUGGAGGGUGUUUCAGAUCCCUUUCGGUUCGAUCACAAAAAAUUCAAUGGCAGAAGACAUUGCAGUCGAAACAGCAGUUCCAGCUCUUGGGGAGCCCAUGGACUUGAUGACAGCCCUGCAACUCGUGAUGAAGAAAUCAUUGGCCCAUGAUGGGCUUGUUCGUGGACUUCAUGAAGCUGCCAAGGCCGUCGAGAAGCAUGCAGCACAACUUUGUGUGCUGGCUGAUGAUUGCGACCAGCCUGACUAUGUCAAGCUUGUUAAAGCACUUUGUGCUGAACAUAAUGUGCACUUGGUUACAGUUCCAGCUGCUAAAACUCUUGGCGAGUGGGCAGGGCUUUGCAAAAUUGAUUCAGAGGGGAAGGCAAGGAAAGUGGUAGGUUGCUCAUGUGUGGUUAUCAAGGAUUAUGGAGAAGAAUCAGAGGGCCUUCAUAUAGUUCAGGAGUAUGUGAAAUCCCACUGAAAAUUGACUUAAUAUUUUCAGAAGGAUGAGCAGUAACGAUUUAAGAUGUCAUAGACUUCCGGUUUACUUUUGGGCCAGUAUAUGUGGAGUUGUGCAGCUCAUUAGAUUAUGAACUUCUGUUUCGGAAAAUUCUCAGUUUUAUCAGAUUUUUUGCUUGGUAAUCUUGUACCUUAAAUUUUUGCACAAUGUGUUUGGCAGCAACUCAUGGGGAAUGUGAAGAUUUAGUUUAAAAUUGUUAGUUGCAUUGGUCAUCCUAAUAUUUAAUGGUUAUUUGUGUAAUCUGACCCAACAUGGUUCUCCAAUGGGCACGCUACCCUCAUCAAA
This is a messenger RNA of Phoenix dactylifera (date palm), 1016 nucleotides long. Its product is annotated as small ribosomal subunit protein eS12-like. Lineage: Eukaryota; Viridiplantae; Streptophyta; Magnoliopsida; Arecales; Arecaceae. Gene Ontology annotation, molecular function: structural constituent of ribosome. Gene Ontology annotation, biological process: translation. Gene Ontology annotation, cellular component: ribosome. The record is from RefSeq and is a predicted model, not a curated record.